Fusarium graminearum PH-1 is the source of this 900-nucleotide messenger RNA. RefSeq lists its product as uncharacterized. The record is from RefSeq and is a predicted model, not a curated record. The coding region runs from base 1 to 900 and encodes 299 amino acids. Gene Ontology annotation, molecular function: zinc ion binding; ubiquitin conjugating enzyme binding; ubiquitin protein ligase activity. Gene Ontology annotation, cellular component: cytoplasm; ubiquitin ligase complex. Gene Ontology annotation, biological process: ubiquitin-dependent protein catabolic process; protein polyubiquitination; positive regulation of proteasomal ubiquitin-dependent protein catabolic process. The transcript has a single exon. NCBI's taxonomy places the organism in Eukaryota, Fungi, Ascomycota, Sordariomycetes, Hypocreales, Nectriaceae.
AUGGACAUCUCAUCACUUCUCCCGGCAGGUGCCACAGAUGAGGUUCUGAUUUAUAUAUUGAGAUCAUUGAACCACGGUGACUUGCCAGACUCUAUGUCGGGUCAAACUGAGUCAUCGAUCUGGGCAUCGUCGCGCAACGAGUCUCAAACGACAGAAUGCAUUGCUUGCAACAACCAGUUCCCACCUCUGGCACUUUUCAAGCCAUCAUGCUCCCAUGAAUACUGUCGGGCAUAUCUUGUGGGCCUGGUUCGUUCGUCACUCCAAGACGAAAGCUUGUUUCCUCCAAAAUGCUGUGGGCAGACCAUCCCUAUCAAGCAAGGCCGAUGGUUUUCUCCGCAGCUCGUCGGUCAGUUCCAGGCUAAGAAGCUGGAGUUUGACACACCGAAUCGCACAUACUGCAGCGAACCUUCCUGCUCAACCUUUAUACCACCUGUCUUUAUCGCUGGUGAGAUAGCCAUUUGUCCCAGAUGUAAUCGAAGGACUUGCAUUCACUGCAAAGGGUCACAUCACACAGGUGUCUGCCCCAGCGAUACCGCUUCACAGCAAUUCCUGCAACUCGCAGUCCAAAACGGUUGGCAGCAGUGCUAUUCCUGCCACAGAGUUGUUGAGUUGGAUACUGGAUGUUAUCAUAUGAGUAUGUUUUUCAUUAUAUUUGGAUAUGUUUUCGCGUUGCUGAUUUAUAUCAAAGCCUGUCAUUGUAGGGCCGAGUUCUGCUAUCUUUGUGGUAAGCGUUGGAAGCUUUGUUCUUGCCCACAAUGGGAUGAAGAUCGCCUUAUCAGACAGGCUAAUGCCGUGGUUGACCGAGAUGACAAUGCCGACCGUAUGGACGCGGCUAUGCGCCAGGCUCAUGUUGAAGAAGAGAGAGUCAACUUGAUGGAGAACCACGAAUGCCCACAUUGA